GAUCAGUGAAUAAUGUGUGUGUGUAUUUUGCUUGGCUUCAGCUAUCGGUUGUGUUCUACUAUGAAAAAAGUUAGCGCCGGUUAGCUGUAGCACCAGUUAGCAGUAAUAUUAAGUGAUACUACUACAACAGACUGUCCCGCUUGUCAGGUUACACAACUUAAUAUGUAUAUAUGUUCUUGUCAGUGGACGUAUGUCGCAGGAGGUGGAAGCCACUCAGGGACAGGUACAUGAGACACAAAAAGAACGAAAAGGAGGGAAAAAAGAACGGGUCAGCGGCAGGGAGAGUGGACACGUGGAAAUUUGCUAGGGUCCUGUCCUUCCUCGACCCCUUUGUCACCCCGAGGGAGACCAGCAGCAAUUUACCUCUGGGGGCAGAGGAGGUUGAGGGGGACGGGGCUCCAGAGACUCCACUGUCAGGGGCAGGAGAAGAUGAGGAGCUUGAGCAGGCAGCAGCAUCGCACAAUACAGACCAGCCCAGCAGUGAGUCUGAUAUAGAGGACGCUGAUGCUGCUCCUGCUCCUGCCCCUGUCCCUGCCGCUGGCCCUUCCUGUGUACCUGUCCCUGAGGCUGCCCCUGCCCCAAGACCACAGGGCGCGACGAAGAGGAAGAGAGCAGCCAGGGUACCGGAGGGGAAUACUGUCCAGACAGCCAUCCUCCAGGCCCUGCAGAGGCAUAAUUCUGUGCCUACCCCUACCCCGCUUUCUGGGAAUGAGCACUUUGCCAUGGGCCUAGUUCCUUCCCUGGAUAGAUUGCCACCUGAAGUACUGGAGUACGUUAAAUUCCAAAUCCAUAAAAUCAUAUUUGACCAUUCUAAUUUCACCGUUCAAUUGGAACCUAUUUAAGCUUAUUAGCUAGUGGUGGUGACAAUCUCUCCAGGGAAAGAACUAGGCUGAUGUCACUGUUAACUGUUCAUUUGUUAUUGUUCUGUUCUGUUUAUAUUAUAUUGUUCUAUGUUAUUUUUAUUAUUUUUAUUUUUAUUUAUAUUUUUUAAAUAAAAUAUUUCUCACAA
Molecule: messenger RNA, 1009 nt
Organism: Gadus macrocephalus (Pacific cod)
Lineage: Eukaryota; Metazoa; Chordata; Actinopteri; Gadiformes; Gadidae
Product: nematocyst expressed protein 3-like
Exons: 3
Coding region: 171-842 (223 amino acids)
Biological process (GO): regulation of transcription by RNA polymerase II
Cellular component (GO): transcription regulator complex; nucleus
Source: RefSeq, a predicted model, not a curated record